This is a messenger RNA of Carassius carassius (crucian carp), 3912 nucleotides long. It is a transcript of the gene cacnb3b, whose product is annotated as calcium channel, voltage-dependent, beta 3b. The record is from RefSeq and is a predicted model, not a curated record. Gene Ontology annotation, cellular component: voltage-gated calcium channel complex. Gene Ontology annotation, molecular function: high voltage-gated calcium channel activity; protein binding. The coding region runs from base 377 to 1549 and encodes 390 amino acids. Lineage: Eukaryota; Metazoa; Chordata; Actinopteri; Cypriniformes; Cyprinidae. Gene Ontology annotation, biological process: chemical synaptic transmission; neuromuscular junction development; regulation of voltage-gated calcium channel activity. The transcript has 14 exons.
CAUCACACUUGCAUAGCACCUGUUCUUCCUGCUGCAUGAGAAUGAGAUGUGAGCGCGUGUCUCGUGUGAGAGGUAAACAUCUCCUCCCCUGCUGCACCGGCUGCAGAACCGCAUCUCCAGUCUGUGGAGCGGGACAAAAUGGACCCUGAUUGAACGUGAGAGCAGGCGGAAGAAAGGCAGCAGCGGCAGAGGGAGGGCGUUUGCUCUCAGUGAACAGCACAACUCAGCUGCUGCAGUCAGGGCAUCAAUUUUGUAUAGGCGUUGAGUGCAGUACCAGAGCGUUCCCCUCUCUUUACCGCUGAGCAUGGAGAGCAGCUCGCGUCUCGCUCGACCACAGAGAGAGUGAUGGGGGGCGAUACGAGCCGUCUAUAUAGGCAUGUCCGCGUCCGAUUCUAGCGCAGCCCUGCUCAGCUGCAAGAGUUCUGCUGAUUCCUGCACGAGUAGACCAUCGGAUUCCGACCUGUCCCUGGAGGAGGACAAGGAGGCGUCUCGGCGUGAGGCCGAGCGCCAGGCCGUGCUCCAGCUCGAGAGAGCCAAGACCAAACCUGUGGCGUUUGCAGUGAGAACCAAUGUCAGCUACUGCGGGGCUCUCGAUGAAGACUGUCCGGUUCAGGGUGCCGCCAUCAACUUUGAAACCAAAGAUUUUCUACACAUAAAAGAGAAGUAUAAUAAUGACUGGUGGAUCGGGAGGCUGGUGAAGGAGGGGGCAGAUAUUGCCUUCAUCCCCAGCCCUGUUAAACUGGAGGCCAUGCGGAUCAAGCAGGAACAGAAAGCAGCUCAGAGGAAAAUGGGUGGAAAUGCUUCAUCUGGUGGCUGGAGGUCUACUCCUCCUUCUGCAGCCAAACAGAAGCAGAAGCAGACAGAGCACGUUCCACCCUAUGAUGUAGUUCCAUCCAUGAGGCCUGUUGUUCUGGUCGGCCCCUCGCUGAAAGGCUAUGAGGUGACUGAUAUGAUGCAGAAAGCCUUGUUUGACUUCCUGAAACACAGGUUUGAUGGGAGGAUUUCUAUCACACGGGUGACUGCAGAUCUGUCUCUGGCCAAGAGGUCUGUACUGAACAAGAAAGCUAUCAUGGAGAGGUCAAACACACGUUCCAGUCUGGCCGAGGUGCAGAGUGAGAUUGAGAGAAUAUUUGAACUGGCUAAAAGUCUGCAGUUGGUGGUCUUGGAUGCAGAUACUAUCAACCACCCCGCACAGCUUCUCAAGACCUCCCUCGCCCCCAUCAUUGUCUACGUCAAAGUGUCCUCUCCAAAGGUUCUUCAAAGACUCAUUAAGUCCAGAGGGAAAUCUCAAAGCAAACAUCUCAAUGUGCAAAUGAUGGCUGGAGAUAAACUAGCACAGUGCCCACCAGAAAUGUUUGAUGUCAUACUGGAUGAGAAUCAGUUAGAGGAUGCCUGUGAACACCUGGCUGAAUACUUAGAUAUAUACUGGCGUGCCACUCACCUGCCAGGCUCCGCCCCCUUGAACCCUCUAGUGGAGCAAAAUGUAGUUACACCACCCUCAGCCAACUCUAGCCAACAGUUCUCAGAGACGCAUGAGCUAAUUGAAUGAGCACAACCACAAAUUAGGAGUGACAUAGAACAUUCCAGAAAGACCCCCAGAAUAUUCCUCAAAGGCCAGCCACUCACUGCCCCAGAAUGAGACGGGGCUCAGAGCAGCUGGCCCCCCUGCCCCCCGAUGAGACAGAGGAGAUGAAGGCCAGCGGAGAAGUGGACCAAUCCCAGCCUCACUGUCAGUGACAACACACACCCUCUUCUAAACCUGCACUAACACAUGUGUCGUCCUUUACAUCUUAGAACCACUCUGCUGCAGGCCUUCAGCCAACACACACACACACACACAUAGGUAUACAUACAUUCAACUGGUCUGAAAGUCCCUGCUGAGCCCCGCUGACAUCAACAGGGGUCUCCCUAACCCCUUGGUGGUGCCGUCUGUCUGCAGGUUCUGCCAGCCUGACUCUGGCACUGUGAUCAGAGCAUCCAUACCAUGCCCUCACAAAGAAGGGCACCACAUGCCACUAACAUCCCGCUCACUCACUCUCCACCUCAUGCAUCGCUUUUGGUUUGUUUUCAAGGCCAUACCUUUUUCACAAUACAUUUUAUUUCAAUCAAUCAUCAAAUGCAGUUCACUUAUAAUUAAUAACCCAAAUGGCUUUAUGUAGCACAGCCCUCAAAUAACUAAUUCAUAUACUGAAUCCACACUUGGGACUUUUAACAGAAAAUGUUUUUAUUUUCUGUUAUAUCCUGUUUCAUUUUUCUUGUGUCUUUUUAUUCACUGGAAACAUUAGGUUUAUGUCAACCAGGGCAAAUUAACAAGUAACUCAUCAGUAUGUCCAAACACACUGCAUUAAUAUCACCCUGUCAGAUUAAUGAAAAGCAGACCACAUGAAUGUUUGUACAUCUUUUUGCCUAGAUCUCAGUAUUUCACUAAACAGCCUAACAUAUUAUUUAUUUUGUCAGUGGUUCUCAACUGAGAUCUUACAAUUCUGUUCUGAUUGGACAAGUGAUAAAGCUAUGCUAAAUGUUGAAUAAAAUGCAACUUGUAUUAUAAUUAUGCAUAGUAAGGAUGAUAAGACUUGUUCAGUUUUAAAAGGAAAAAAUUAUAUGGCUUUUUAAUGCAAAUUAAUCUAUAACAGUAAAUUAGGCAGAUAUAAAUUCGAUGAAAUGCUCUCAUCUUUAAAAUCAUGAACAAGCUGAGAAAAUAUUACUCCAAAUAUAUUCAACUUAAUUUGUAGUUAAGCAAAACAUGGUUUGUGCCCCACUGUUUUAUGAACUAUUAUUUUAGUUUAGUAUUUAUUUAUAACUAUAUUUGAAUUCAUAUUGUUAGGAUUUUAUUUUUAAAUGUAAAUGCAUUUUAAUAUUUGAUUUUAAGAAUUUUUUUUUUUUUUCUUUUGUGCAAUAUCUUUUGUGUUGCUGUGUUGGCCAAAGUUCUAUACUAAUGUUUGAAUUACAGUGACAUCUAGUGGUUUUGUUUGAAACACAAACGUGAGACCCUUGCAAGCAUCUUUGUUUUCACAAAAGUAUAACUAUACAUAAUCAUACCAUUAAUUCAAAAACAACUGUAAGAUGUGUAACGGUAUGAUGAUGUAUUGCAUUUUGAGAAUCACAAAAAACUGAUAACAAAUCCUGAGAGUUUUUUUUUUCAUCAAUACUUAUUUGCAUGAUUAAUGAUGAUUUUGCUGACAUAUCUGCUGCUGUAAUUGUUGAGUUUUACUUGCUGCUGUUCUUCCAUGCAAUAACAAAACCACUUACAAAGAUUAUCACACUUAACAGAAUGACAUGUCUUAUUUGCAAGACAAUCUCUUCACUAAAUUAUCACUAAUUUUACUCUUUGCAUACAUGCAUAUGUGAUCCCAUUGUACAUUCAAGCUAAUCGUGACUAUGCAUGACACAAUCAGGCAUUUGUAGAAAUAAGCAGCACUGUAAACUGAAUAGGGAGAUGCAAUGGACAGAAACCAUCACAAACAUCUGCUUGAGUAUAUACAGUUUGCACAUUAAAAUUCAUUGCCCUCAUCUAUAUAUAAAUGCACAAACAAAUGGCUUUCUGUCCGUUUAAGGUGUACAUAAAUAAUAUUAUUUACAUAUAUCGAACAAAAAUGUUAUUUGGGACCAUGUUGAAUCUUCUGUCAAUUUUUAAAAUGACUGCAUAUGAAAAGCAACAAGCAAGAGAAACAGGCUUCAAAGCACAAUGAGCUCUUCCCAAUUGAAAACAUGCUUGAUAUCUUUCCAGGUGAUUUGUACAUAGUCCAGAACUAUGUCUUUGGGUCUCCAAAGUAUAUUUUCAAGGCUAAUUGUUUAUUUUAUUAGAUAUUUAUGUUGUUCUCUAUCACAAUAUACUGUACUGUAUGCAACACUGGUGGAAGGAGGAAGACAAUGGCUUGGACUGGUAAAUGUCUAUCACUGAAUAAAGGGAAA